CCUGCCUGACCCGGAUCGGCCCGCCUGGCCUCAGAGCACCGCGACCCGACGCCCGGCCCGCCGCCUCGCUCUCCCUAGCAGGUCCGGAGAGAGCAACCCCGGGCCCGGCACUCCCCCAGAAAGCAGUCGGUGUGACCCUGAUGAGAAGCAGAGAUGGGGAAAAAGCUGGAUCUUUCCAAGCUCACGGAUGAAGAGGCCAAGCACGUCUGGGAAGUGGUUCAACGGGACUUUGACCUUCGAAGGAAAGAAGAGGAAAGACUAGAGGGUUUGAAGGGCAAAAUUAAGAAGGAAAACUCCAAGAGGGAGCUGCUUUCAGACACGGCCCACCUGAGUGACACCCACUGUGCCCGCUGCCUGCAGCCCUACCGGCUCCUCGAGACCCCCAAGAGCCAAUGCCUGGACUGUGGCCUCUUCACCUGCAAAGGCUGUGGCCACGCCCACCCGGAGGAGCAGGGCUGGCUCUGCGACCCCUGCCACCUGGCCAGGGUGGUGAAGAUGGGCUCGCUGGAGUGGUACUAUGGGCACGUGAGAGCCCGCUUUAAGCGUUUCGGGAGUGCCCAGGUGGUCCGGUCCCUCUGCGGGCGGCUGCGGGGAACAGGUUUGCCCAACCGAGUGCGGAGCUCACCCAAUGUCAACAGUGGGCCUGAGCCGAGCCCCAGAGAGAGGAAUGGAGACAGUGAGCAGACGGAUGAGGACGGGGAAUGGGACAUGGCGGCCCAGGCCCGGCCCCUUGGCAGUAAAAAAAAGCGCCUCCUCCCUGUUCAUGGCUUGGACUUUGAAGAAGACUCUGAUGACUCCACUCCAUCCUGCGAUCACCCCCCAAGCCUGUCCUCUGUCUCAGUGGCCACGGACAGCCUGCAGGCCCUCACAGAUGAGCCCUGCACAGAGGAGACUACCUCACAGGAGGCUGCGGUCCUGGACGAGGCUGAUGCCAGGGCCUCUGGGUGCCACCCACAUCCAGAAGGGCGGAUGGUCAGCCCCUUGCCUGCCAGACUGGACGCCCUCGUUGAGCUCUGCCUGCCAGAAGAGUCCUGCACGGUGGCCCCGGGGGUCAUGCCCGCACCUGGGACGAACCUCCUUGGGAAAGAGCAGCUCCCUUCCCACUAUCUGGCCGACGUGGACACCUCGGAUGAAGAAAGCAUCUGGGCUCAGAGGGCGGCCUCUCACCAUCCCCAACGCAGAGGCCGGACCUCGUCUGAGAACCAGUGUCCAGUUGGCGACGAGCCCACAGACGCCGACAUGGAAGAGGUGGCCCUAAAGAGAAAACUGGAGGAGUUGACCAGUCACGUCAGUGACCAAGGGGCCUCAUCCGCAGAAGAGGAGAGCAAGGAUGAAGGGGCGGAGCAGGAUAGGAGCACCCCCGUCGAGGACCUCCCCGGGGCCAUACACGAGGUGUGCACAGCUGCAGGCCACACGCACAGCCGGGAAAAGGACCCCCGGGGCCCUCAGGGUGCCCUGCAGCCCAGCAGGACCACAGAUGAGGAGCUGUCAGAGCUGGAGGACAGAGUGGCCGCCACGGCCUCCGAGGUGCAGCGGACAGAGAGCGAGGUUUCAGAUAUCGAGUCCAGAAUUGCAGCCUUGCGGGCUGCAGGGCUCACGGUGGGGCCCUCAGGAAAGCCCCGUAGGAAGUCCAACCUCCCGAUAUUUCUGCCCCGGCUUGUUGGGAAGUCUGGCCAGAGUCCUAAGGACCCGAAAGCAGACCCUUCGGAUGAGGUCAAGGUGGUGGCUGCACCCUGUCUUGUGAGGGGGAAGCUUGGUAAUUACCCCAAAAGUCAAGACAAAGAUGACGACUCCUUCGAUCGGAAAUCCAUGUACCGCGGAUCCCUGACUCAGAGAAACCCCAACGGCAGGAAGGGAACCGCCAACCACAGCUUUGCGAAACCUGUGAUGACCCACCAGCCCUUAAAGGAGAGGUUCGUCUGAACCGGACAGAGCGACAGAGCAGCCCCGGCCCUUCUUUCCCUCCACCUUGGCCACCGCGUCCCUUCACCUGCCCCACACUUUCCGCUGCACACAGUCCAGCGGAGGAACGAGAAGAAACCCUGCCCAUGUUGGAAGCCCACCCACAAGCUGACGAUGGUUCUCAGCUCUUCACCCAAGUUCAUUGACGACCUCCAGGGCCACCCCGACUCACCUGAUCUGAUCCUUGAGAAACAUCUAAGCUGAUACGUCUUUCCUUUAGGGCAGUGUGGUUUAAGCUUUUUAAAGAACACAAAGAAGAUAUUUUUUCAGUAAUUGUUUUUUACCUCUUUCACUGCUGGCUUUCUCAUGCAGUUUUCAUGACCGAAACGGAAAAGGGAUGACUCAGCGACAGCACCGGCCACCUGUAUCCUCCUGACUGUGUCUGUGGGAGGGUGGGCAGGUGUAUGGGUGCCACUGGACGUCAGGACAAGUGACUGAGUUCACAUCCAUCUGAAUAAUAGGGAGGGAUAGACCCCACAUCUCCUUACACACACACACCCCUAGUCUGCAAGUUCACCUGUGCCUCACAGGCUGGGAGAAAGGAUGCUGUGGUCGAGGACAGAGCAUGCAAGUGGGAGCGAGUGAGCAUUUGCUCAAAGCCCAGAUGCAGGUGCAGACCACAUGCUGGGAGGCACUGGUGGAGCUUUGGAUGGGCAGAAGACUGGGGUCCGGUCUGGCACUGCCACUCACUAUGGUGGAAUCCAGUGGGAUGAGGGACCAAUGAGUGAUGCCUGCUGGCCACUUGCCGUCGGUCUGCAGAUGAGCUCCAAGUCCUCCUUCACCUCAGACAGUCUGGGAGUCAGGGUUACACCUGGGUGUCUGUGCGGCUCAUCGGCUUUAAGGGGAGCCCACUGGGACCCUCUGCUGCCUUGCGCACAGUAACCACGUCCCCCUUCCCCGAGCGUGGCUGUGUGCUUCACGAGGACCAGUUUAUUUAGUCCUCAGAACAGCCCAUGUUGCAGAGAAGGGAACAGAGCCCCAAGCGUAAGGCAGCCUCCCUGGGCUGGAAGCUCCCUUGUGAUCCUCUGAGACUUUCCAAAGCUACUUAGGGUCAGGUUUAACUUUCAUGUCUCGAGUGGCUUGGUGUUUGUGUUCAAUGGUAACUGACAGAAGAAGGUGAAUAAAUGAUACCUUUGCUACUAAGACUUUCUUGCCACCUGACUGUGGACACAGCCCCACCCACAGGUUACAGAUUCUGCACCCCAAGCUCCGUUGGCAUUUCCACUGAGUCUGUAGCAUCACAGUCACCGCAGAGACCACGUGGGCGACAGGGGCCCUCACAGCUCCAGUGCACUUUUCAGAAUCAGCAUCUGAGUUGAUCCGAAAGACUAGGCUUCAGGUUGUGCUGGCAUUUGUGGGAAAGACGGAUCCGAUACUCCUUCUCAGGUCCUGAUUCAAUGCUGAAAAUGAUUAAAAGAU
Hippopotamus amphibius kiboko is the source of this 3381-nucleotide messenger RNA. RefSeq names its product melanophilin (gene MLPH). Gene Ontology annotation, biological process: intracellular protein transport. The record is from RefSeq and is a predicted model, not a curated record. The transcript has 16 exons. Gene Ontology annotation, molecular function: small GTPase binding; myosin binding; actin binding. NCBI's taxonomy places the organism in Eukaryota, Metazoa, Chordata, Mammalia, Artiodactyla, Hippopotamidae. The coding region runs from base 154 to 1923 and encodes 589 amino acids. Gene Ontology annotation, cellular component: cortical actin cytoskeleton.